Messenger RNA from Oncorhynchus gorbuscha (pink salmon), 2416 nucleotides. RefSeq names its product noelin-3-like. The transcript has 6 exons. Gene Ontology annotation, biological process: signal transduction. The coding region runs from base 358 to 1731 and encodes 457 amino acids. The record is from RefSeq and is a predicted model, not a curated record. NCBI's taxonomy places the organism in Eukaryota, Metazoa, Chordata, Actinopteri, Salmoniformes, Salmonidae.
GUGAGGAGUGGCAGGUCUUGGAACUGAUCUACAUCAACAAACAUUUCUCCCCAACACCCAGGACACACAACACAUGAAACCACAUCUGUUGUGUGACUCCCAUGCAGUCUCGUAGGUCUGUCUCGUCCCCUGGCAGAAACUUUUAUCUAUGGUGUCAGUUUUAAUGAGACCGAGCAUCACUUUCUGUAUUGGCUUCACGCCAGAGUCCACGGAGCUGUGGGUGGGAAUGAUCGUGGAUCUAUCCGUUUUCUUCUGUAGGAGCGCUCGGAACAGUGGCGGGCACAGCAUACACCGGCAGCGACGCUGACGCAGUCCCGCAAUAAGCGAGAAAAGUGUAACUGCCUCAAGACAGACAGAAUGCGUGUUCUGUUGAGUGUCCUGUAUCCGGUGCUUUCAAUCACGGUCUUCGGAUUAUAUCCGUCAAUGACCAUCGGGCCUAAGGAGGGUUGGCAGGUGUACAGCUCAGCCCAGGAUACUGACGGGCGGUGUAUCUGCACGGUGGUGGCUCCUGAACAGAACCUCUGCUCCAGAGACGCCAAGGGAAGACAGCUCCGCCAGCUACUGGAGAAGGUGCAGAACAUGUCCCAGUCCAUUGAGGUGUUGAACCUGAGGACCCAGAGGGACUUCCAGUACGUCAUGAAGAUGGAGAAUCAGAUGAAAGGGCUCCAGACCACGCUCAGACAGAUAGAAGACGACAGGAAGACCAUUAUAACCAGGAACUUCCAGGAGCUGAAGAACAAGAUGGAUGAGCUGCAGCCUCUGAUCCCUGUGUUGGAGCAGUACAAGACAGACGCCCAGCUCAUCUCCUCCUUUAAAGAGGAGAUCAGAAACCUGUCCAUGGUGCUCACAGCCAUUCAGGAGGAGAUGGGGGCAUACGACUAUGACGAGCUCUACCAGAGGGUCCUCAGACUGGACAGCAGGCUGCACAACUGCAUGGGCAAACUCACAUGUGGGAAAUUAAUGAAAAUCACUGGACCUGUAACAAUAAAGACAUCUGGCACCCGGUUUGGAGCAUGGAUGACUGACCCACAGGCCUCUCAGAGAAACAACAGGGUCUGGUACAUGGACAGCUACACCAACAGUAAGAUUGUACGUGAGUACAAGACCAUGGACGACUUUGUAGCUAACGUGGUGUCUCGAACCUACAACCUCCCAUUUAAAUGGGAGGGAACCGGUCACGUGGCGUACAAUGGGUCCCUGUAUUACAACAAGUACCAGAGCAACAUCAUCGUGAAGUACAGUUUUGAGACGGGUCGGGUGCUGGCUCAGCGGGCUCUGGAGUACGCCGGCUUCCACAACACCUACCCUUACUCCUGGGGAGGAUACUCCGACAUCGAUGUCAUGGCCGACGAACUGGGCAUGUGGGUAGUGUACGCAACCAAUCAGAACGCGGGAAAUAUCGUCAUCGCCCAGAUGGACCCGGACACCCUGGAAGUCCGGAAGACGUGGAACACGGAAUAUUCCAGACGGAACGCGGGGGAAUCCUUUAUGAUCUGCGGAACACUCUACAUCACCAACUCUCACCUGACAGGUGCUAAGGUCUACUACGCGUACUCCACCAAGACCUCCAGCUAUGAGUACACAGACAUCCCUUUCCACAACCAGUACUUUCACAUCUCCAUGCUGGCCUAUAACUCCAGGGAGAGGCACCUCUAUGGCUGGAACAAUGGACACCAGGUGCUGUUCAAUGUCACUCUGUUCCACGUCAUCAAAACCCAAGACGACUCCUAGAGGACACGAGAGAUGAAAUGUCACAAGUCCUCAUAUGGACCCGUAGAAACAGCAACUUUCCAAGGCAAAGCGCCAUCAUUUGUGAUAUAAAAAGGGACCUUGUUGCUUUACAACCUUGUUCAUGUUUUUCCUCACCUCCUCCCUAAAGUGAACAGCUCUGUCAUUACGUUGUCAUUACGUUGUCAUUACGUUGUCAUUACGUUGUCAUUACUUGAAGAAAUUGCCCUUUUUUUGUAUUUUCUGGGCCAGAACACUUGAGGUGACUUGAACACGGACAGAAUGUCAUAGAUUCUAUUUAUCCUCUCUUCUUCUUUUUUUAUUUUCCCAUCGCUGCUGAAAUAAGAGUUUCCUGUAUGGCCUUUAUUUACUGCUGUCUUUACAUUCUCUAUGAUCCACAGGCUCUUGAUAGAUAUGUGCAUGAAUGUCUGACAUUUUGUCUGCUGUAAUUUACGAUGAUAACAGUGUAUUUUCAAUGGUUCUGUUCCAGAUGUCUUUCAGUUCUCACAGUGUUUGCAGUGACGUCUAUUUAAAGUAUUUAAACCUAGUUUGAGGUCCUCUCCAGAGUCUUUACUGCCAUGUUACAUGAACAGUCUGAUUAUGGAAAACAUUGUGGUGACAAUUGUAUGUCUCUAUGCGGAAAGCUAAGUAAAUAUUUUGUUUGUUAUAAAAUACUGUAUCAAAAGUG